AGGGGGGGGGGAAGGGGAGGGGCCUCGCCGAGCCCAGAAAAACGACAACGCGAGAAAAAUUAGUAUUUUUGCACUUCACAAAUUAAUGACCAUGAGUUCGUUUUUGAUAAACUCCAACUACAUCGAGCCCAAAUUCCCUCCCUGCGAGGAAUACACGCAGCACAGCGGCAGCGCCGGCAGCUCCGCCAGCUACCACCCGCACCACUCGCACCCGCACGCCCCGCCGCCGCCGCCGCCUCCGCCGCACCUGCACGCCGCGCACCCGGGCCCGGCGCUGCCCGAGUACUUCCCGCGGCCGCGCCGGGAACCGGGCUACCAGGCUCCCGCGGCGCCGCCGGGGCCGCCGGGGCCGCCUCCCGAGGCGCUCUACCCCGCGCAGGCACCCUCCUACCCCCAGGCGCCCUACAGCUACAGCAGCGCCGGCAGCGCCGCCCCGGGCCCCGAGCAGCCGCCCCCGGGCGCCUCGCCGCCGCCGCCCGCCAAGGGCCACCCCGGCCCGCCCCAGCCCCUGCUCCCAGGCCAUGCCCUGCAGCGCCGCUGCGAAGCAGCCCCCGCCGCCGGGGCCGGCACCGGGCCCGCCUGUUCGCUGCUGCCCGACAAGAGCCUGCCCGGGCUGAAGGGGAAGGAGCCGGUGGUCUACCCCUGGAUGAAGAAGAUCCAUGUGAGCACGGUCAAUCCCAAUUACAACGGAGGGGAGCCCAAGAGGUCUCGCACUGCCUACACCAGACAGCAGGUCCUGGAGCUGGAGAAGGAGUUUCACUUCAACCGCUACCUGACCAGAAGGCGACGCAUCGAGAUCGCGCACACCCUCUGCCUCUCCGAGCGCCAGGUCAAAAUCUGGUUCCAGAACAGGCGCAUGAAGUGGAAGAAAGACCAUAAACUGCCUAACACAAAGAUGCGCUCCUCAAACCAGUCCACACUGAGCCAGCAGUCCAAAGCACAGACACAGGGCCACCCCCAUCCGCUCGAUGGGGCUACACCCAACGCAGCUGCGCUAUAAAUACGGUUUUGGUUUGAGUCUUUUUGGUCUUUUUUUGUUUGGUUGGCUUUUUUUUUUUUUUGUCGUUGUUGUUGUUGGUUUUUUUAAUAUAUAUAUAUAUAUAUAUAUAUACCUAUCUAUUGGGGUUUUCAAGCUGCCUCGAGGUGGAGGCUGGCCUUUUGGACCAAACUGUGUAAAACAAAACAGGAGCAGAAAAGGAAGACGAGACGUGUCCAAGAACGGGCACAUGUUUAAACCAAAACCCGGACGAUUGUCUACAUUGUAUAUAGAUAAUGGUUCCAUGCCCAUCAUUUUUUUCUAUUUAUGGAAACACUCUCUUGCCCUCGGUGUAAGAGAGGGAUGGAUGCUGUCAUGGACGAAUUCUCUGUACCUAAGACGGACUCUUUUUUUUUUUUUUUUUUUUUUUUUAGGGAACACGGUAAAAUAAAAAACAUUUAAAACAAAGCAAAGAGCUCGUGAGACACUUGUGUAAGGCAUUGACUUGAAUAGCGCUGUUUUGUGGUGUGUUCAUGGAUUUCUCUGUGUGUGCUUGUGUGUGUGAUGGUGCACGGGCACGUAUACACACACAGACCAGCAUGGGAGAACGAACACGUCCUCAAGAGGUUAAAGACUUAUGAAAAAGUCCCCUUACGCUGUCUAAAGGAAAAUGUUUUAUGUAUCAAAGGUAACUUAACUGGUUUUAAGUGUAGCCCCCUCAGUAGCUGUGAUCUAUUAGUUUUUCUCCACAUUCCCUAUUGCAUUUAUUUAAAGAAAUAUUGCUAUAAAGGCUGUUGCUGUCUUCAUAUUUGGCACCGUCUAAAUAGUUUGGGUCCAUGUACAAUUUGUGGAUUUUUGGUGUAAUGUAUAACAGUGCCAAAUGCUAGUAAUAAAGAUUAUUCUGUACAAAAGAAUUAAACGCUUGAAACACAA
This is a messenger RNA of Haemorhous mexicanus (house finch), 1909 nucleotides long. RefSeq names its product homeobox A4 (gene HOXA4). The coding region runs from base 86 to 1000 and encodes 304 amino acids. Gene Ontology annotation, molecular function: DNA-binding transcription factor activity, RNA polymerase II-specific; RNA polymerase II cis-regulatory region sequence-specific DNA binding. The transcript has 2 exons. The record is from RefSeq and is a predicted model, not a curated record. Gene Ontology annotation, biological process: anterior/posterior pattern specification; regulation of transcription by RNA polymerase II; embryonic skeletal system morphogenesis. Gene Ontology annotation, cellular component: nucleus. NCBI's taxonomy places the organism in Eukaryota, Metazoa, Chordata, Aves, Passeriformes, Fringillidae.